Molecule: messenger RNA, 4120 nt
Organism: Candoia aspera
Lineage: Eukaryota; Metazoa; Chordata; Lepidosauria; Squamata; Candoiidae
Gene: SLC60A2
Product: major facilitator superfamily domain containing 4B
Exons: 4
Coding region: 84-1916 (610 amino acids)
Biological process (GO): transmembrane transport
Source: RefSeq, a predicted model, not a curated record
CUGGCCAAGAUGUCGCCGGCUCCGGAAUUAGGCGGUCACGUGUUGCCCGCGCGGCUCUGCAGCGACGGCUCUUGGAUGUAGACAUGGCGGGGGGCGCGAAGAAGCAGGUCCGCUUUGCCCGGCUGGAAGAAGAUGGAGCGCGAGACGCAGGAGCAGGAGCAGCCCUCGGGGACGCCGCUGCGGAAAAACCGGCCGCCGGAGAGUCGCCCUUGAAGGAGCCGCUUCGAAGCCCGGCGCGGCUUGCCCUUCAGCCGGUUGUAAAGGUGGCUGAUGGCAGCGGCCGAAGAAGCCGGGCAGGAGGCGGCCUUGGCGCGGGAAAGCAGGCGGUAGCAGUGGCGGUGGCGGCUUCCCGGCGGGCACUGAAAUGGUGCAUUUCGGCUGCUCUUUGUGCCGCUUUCCUGGGCUUGGGGAUGGCUAUUGCUAUUCUAGGGCCCACCUUUCAAGACCUGGCUGCAAAUGUGAACAAAAACAUCAGUCAAAUUUCAUAUAUCUUUGUGGGACGUUCAGUGGGAUACUUUAGUGGUUCUCUAAUUGGUGGAAUCCUUUUUGACUGCAUGAACUCCCAGUUUCUUUUGGGCUUAUCUAUGCUGGGUACAGCAAUAGGUCUAUAUAGUAUUCCAUGGUGUAAGAAAGCCCUCUUGUUAACAGCCGUGAUGUCUGUCAUUGGUUUUGCAAUGGGAGUCCUGGAUACAGGUGGAAAUGUUCUUGCUUUGGACACAUGGCGAGCAGAAGCUGGUCCACACAUACAGGCCUUGCAUUUCAGUUUUGCCCUCGGUGCUUUUGUGGCUCCCAUCCUGGCGAAGAUGGCACUUGGUACUACUGUUGGAUUGCAGAUACAUCUAGGUGGCAAUAUUGAUAAUCAGUCAACUGUGAUUUCUCCUCCUGAUACUACAUUGUUGCCGAAGCUUCAUUUAAACUUGAAUUUUGUGUGGUCUUAUGCUGUAAUUGGCACUUACCUCUUACUUGUUGCACUGUCUUUCUUUACUUUAUAUUUGAGGAGCAUUCCUGUUCGAGGCAGAGCAAAGAAUGUUUCCAUGCAGAAAUACCAAAUCGCAAAAUAUCACCAUGCUCUCAUAAUUCUUCUUUCUGUGUUUUUUUUUUGGUAUGUAGGAGCGGAGGUAACCUAUGGCUCCUACAUUUUUACUUAUGCAAAAACCUAUGCUGUUAUGAAAGAAACAGAAGCAGCAGGGUUGAACUCUCUCUUCUGGGGAACAUUUGCAGCUUGCAGAGGAUUGGCAAUCUGCUUUGCUACCUGUUCUUAUCCUGGACCUAUGAUCUUGAUGAGUAUCAUAGGCUCCACUGUGUCAUCACUUUUCUUGGUCCUCUUCAACACAUAUUCAAUUGCUCUGUGGGUUGCUUCCGCGGUGUACGGCGCAUCGAUGGCUACUAUCUUUCCUAGUGGUAUUUCCUGGAUAGAGCAGUAUACUACUGUUCAAGGGAAAUCGGCAGCAGUGUUUGUAAUGGGUGCAGCUCUGGGAGAAAUGUGUAUUCCUGCAGUGGUUGGCUUCCUUCAAGGAUAUUUUCCCACUCUCCCCGUGCUCAUGUAUGCUGCAUUGGGAGCAGCUGUCAUGACAGCAGUGCUGUUCCCUGUGAUGUAUAAAUUAGCGACAUCGUCCUAUGAUGCCAAGUUGAAGGAUGCUGGAGACAGGGAAGUUCAAGAAGCGUUAUUGUCCAACACUUAUCCUGAAGAUGAUGAUGAGGAUAAUGAAGUCAGAGAAUGGAAUGAAGUAGAAUUUGAAGUAAUUGAGAUGAAUGACACACUACAGAACUCGGUCAUAGAGACCUCUAAGAAGAUCCAAGGAGACUUUACUGCCGCCAUCUCCAGCCAUCCUCCUUCAGGGAAUUUGUCAUUUAAUUCUUCCCCUGUGCUUGCCAUCAGAUCCCCAAAACAAAGGAGUUCAAGUAAGAAUGAUUAAGUUGUCUUAUUUUAGUGCAGAAAGAUUUCAGGAAACCAGGAUUUCAACUUUAAGAUCAUACAUUAUUUCAAUAGUGGUGGAAAGUUUGCUGAACUCUAAGCCAUUUUACUUUAAAGUAUGAGGAAAGUGGCAGCUACUAAAGAGGAAUGGAGCCCAUUUUUUUAACCAUGAGAGUGACUGAAAGACAAAGUAGAAUGUUUCCUAAAUUUCUUAUUUCAAUGUUUCUUCAGGAAAGUGAAAACUGUAAUUAGAACGAAUAAAGAGAGCUUAUGUGUUCUGCUCAUACUGUUUGCUCACAGGAUGUUUAUAACAUCCUGUGCUACAGUCUGUGACACUGUGCUACAGGAGGCUGAAGAAUAAGAACCUUCAAUUCAUUGUUGUCAUCUCUGGAAACAGGAUAAAUUUGGAAAAUCAAUCCUUGCAGACCUGCAUUUCUAAGUCACAGUUCCAUGUGUUUAGACUGCAUCCUAAAUAUAGAUGUAUUCUAUCCUAUUUAACAAAAAGAAUGAUUUUUAAAAAAUAAUUACAUGACCACAGUCGUGGUUAAAUUGAGAAAUAUGUAUUUUAAAAUUUUUCUUAGAAGCACUUUGUAUAAUAGAAAUAUUUGUUGAAAAAAAUUGGGUUUGUAUUGAUAUAAUAGUUAACUCUGUGAAUUGAACAAGUUGGAGUUUAAGAAUGCUCAUCAAGCUUAGCAAAGAUGAAGUAUAAUCUCAGGUCAUGACUUGCAAGGCAGGAGGGAGGUCACGUGCAAUCCCAAGAGAAAGAGCAUCCCAUGGCCUGCUUUGGGGUUUCUAAAAUAAAAGUUGCUGUCCGCUGCAGACUUUAAUGGGUAGGGAAGGUGAAUCUGUGCCUCAGAAAUGUGAUCAGUUCAAAAUGCAAACUGGAUUGUUUCUUUCCACCUGCAUUUUCAGGUAUGGAAUUAUAAUUUAAAAUCAAGUGGUGUGCCUGUUGUCACUGCAGCUGCACUAUUAAGUGACCUUAUGUUUACAUGGCAUACUUUGGUACUUGAUUUGUUCAUGUAACAUCUUUGGAUAAGUCAGUUUUAAAAUAAAAACUAUUUAAGAAAAUAUCCCUCAGAGAUAUUCUAUUAUAAAGUAUAUAAAUCAGUAAAAAACCGAUGGUAUCUUUAAAAAAAUUAACUUGCAGGAAAUUCUUAAGAUGCAUUGAAUACAACUGUAAUUGAAAAUUCUAAAUCUGUCAAGAGGUGAUGUGCACUGAAGCCACCUUUUCCAACUUGGGCCUUCUAGAUGUGUUUGACUACAACAUUCAUAAUUCCUAAUCUGCAGUACCCUUGGUUGUGUUGGACAAAGAUGAUGGGAAUUUAAAACCAUAACAUCUAGAGGCAGUCAGGCUGGGGAGGCUAAUUAAAGAAUUAGUUUCUUAAAAAUUAAAUAUUGUCUGUGUGUGUUAUCAAAAACCAGAGUGCUAAUUAUCUCUAAAGGACAGUACCAGUGCUUUCUAUUCAAAAAAGCCUUACUGUGACUAGCAUUGGAGAAAUAAUGUUGCAGAUUAAAAUUUUAAUCAUUUUUUAAAACUCUUGAUCAAAUUAUACUUGCUGGUAAUAUUUUAACUACCAGAAUUAGAUGCUUUUAAGUGCAACAGUGGUUCAAGAUAUGAUUAAAAUGCAGUAAUGUUAAUAUUUCUGUAGUAAAUGGUGAUUGAGUUGUGUUGAUGGCUCGGAUCAUUUUAAGGAUUCUUACUCCUACUUGAUAAUGAACUAUGACGACUGCUGCAGCUUUUGAACUGGAUUGUCUCCAGUUAUAUUAAUUUACAUGUAGAAUGGUCACUUCUGAGAGUUUGGAGUCUCCCUCCUCUGUACACCAAUAAACACAACCAAAGUUGUUCUGAAGGCACUUUGGGUGCAGAUCUAAAUGGGGGAAGAUCAAGAGAACCUGAUAGCGAGUGGAAGUCUUCUUACGGAUUGUUGGAUGUAAGUCUUGGUAUUCACUGGGGGUAUCAUGUCUCCCAACAGUGUAUGUAUAUCACAUCUUUUUGGAUGUGUGCAUGUUGGAGUUAGCAGUAUAAAAAAAUAUGAAUCAGCCCUACACUUUGACUUGUACCUUUUGAUACCUUGUUGUAUUCUGCAGUAUGUUAUUUGCCUUAAGUGUUAAAAUUAUUGCUUGGAUAUGAUUGUGGUUUUUUUUCUUGUGUGUUCCCAAUGUUAAGAUAAUUUUGUAAUAAAAAUAAAAUAGGGAGUUUAUUUA